UGAUCGUCCGGGAGACGAACCAGAGCGGGAUUCAAUGGAUGUGAGUGAUUCUCAAGAAAAUUUGGCGGCCCUGGAAGAACUUGCACGGAAGCUAAGGAUGGUUAUUGUUCACUAGAACUAUGCUAAGCGAGGCCCUUCCUUAAAGUUGGCCGCCAGAACCCCUCCAUGCAUCGGACAUAUCCACCACCACCACCCAUUUCCACCCUCCUUCUGAGAUUGAUACACGACCUCACUUCCUCGACCCCAUCCAUUCUUUCACAUCUGGUCACGAUUGCAGCACACUUGGCAGCGAAACACCUCCAAUCGGAAACACUUGCCACCAACCGAUUUUAUUGGGCGAAACCAGUAAAGCGGAGCCAUCUUUGUUAAUGCUCUCUGCUAUCACCACGACCCUGCAAGGAUAGUGAAUUGUUUUGACGACCCAGGCCCUGGUAACAACCACGCAGUUGCAGUUGCAAAACAAAAACGGCUCUUGAGCGACGCUAUUAAAGUCUUUGCGUACGAACUCAUCUUCGCAUUCUUCCCGAGGGACCUCCUAGAUCCAGGACUUCCGAGCUUCUUGCACCCGUCCGCACUCGCAACACCAAAGAACCCCGCACCAUCACCGUCACGAUGAACCCCCACAUGAAGAACAAGGUCGACAUCAACGUGAGUAUAUCCCUCUGCCUCAUCCCAAUACCACCUAUUCCACUGCCUAGACAGACACGUGCGAAAGCACCAGCUAAUCGUCCCCAGUCGCUCUCCCCAGAUGAGCAACGUCUCUUCCGCCUCUACGGCAAACUCCCCUCCAAAUCAGACCACCUAGCCAAACACCUCAAGGAGCGCAAAUACUUCGAUUCCGGCGACUAUGCCCUAUCCAAAGCAGGCAAAGCCAGUUCCGUCGACACAGGCAGCGUCGGUUCCCAACAUCCCCUCCCCGAGAACAUCCCUCACCUUUCCUCGCCCGGCGUAGGAAAUGCAAGCCAAGGAGGCAGCGGAAACGGCAACAUCCUCCACCACCCCGCUCACACGACCGGUUUGCCCAGCGGAAGCCCUGUCAAAGAGAGCAGCUACUUGAACCGCGAGACGAGCGUCGAGGAGUUGGAGGAGAAGGAAAAGGCAGCGGCUGCUAGUACCAGUCCAAAUGUUACCAGUCCACCACCUGCGAAUGAAGGAAUCCCAAUUCGAAGAUAAGCAAAAGUGGAAGGGGAUGGGGCAGAGGUGAAGGCUGUUCAAGCUAUGGAGUACCCGGAUGAUUAUUACGAUUUUGAUGGAUCUGGCGUUCACGGGCUUGAUUAAGGGAUUAGGAGCCUUUCUAUGUAAAUGUUGCGAUUGUCACGAAGGCUGGAAUUCA
Molecule: messenger RNA, 1333 nt
Organism: Hymenoscyphus albidus
Lineage: Eukaryota; Fungi; Ascomycota; Leotiomycetes; Helotiales; Helotiaceae
Source: the annotation of a GenBank genome assembly